This is a messenger RNA of Theobroma umbraticum, 2144 nucleotides long. RefSeq names its product aspartate-glutamate racemase family. NCBI's taxonomy places the organism in Eukaryota, Viridiplantae, Streptophyta, Magnoliopsida, Malvales, Malvaceae. The record is from RefSeq and is a predicted model, not a curated record.
AAAGCACAGAGACUGAGAAGGACAUUGUCGGAGCAGAAUGAGGGUCCCCAAGUUGCACAUGCUACAAACAAAAGGUGACAGACACAGACAGAGACUUACUUCUGUUCAAUUGUUUCACUUUGUUGUAUUUUUAUUUUUCAGUUUUCUUCCCACUUAAAAUUUAACCAGAGUUAUCAGUACAGUGAGAAAAAUAUGAUAUAGAGAGAUCCAUAUGCUUAUUCAAAGCACAAGGAUUCCCACUUGCAGUAGCCGCUGGUCCAUCCCUAAAACACUGGUGCAUAUCAAGGAAGUCCUCGGAGCUUGGAACUUUUGCGCCUUUCACUUUGCCUUUGUUGAUUUUUGCUUCUUUUUGUUUGGUUUCUUCUUUUGAAGUCCGGAGGCUUGGAGAGGGAAGCCCUCCUGGGUUUGGAAGUUGGGUUUUGCUAAGGUGAACCUAAUUGGUUUGUUAGAGUGGUUUUGUCGUUUGGAAUUGGUUUGCUUUGUUAGAACAGUUUUAUCUUUUGCGAGCUAAAAUUUGGAAAAGCUAGGCUUUCAUUUGUAGGGUUUAUGAUAAAACUUUGGUUUUUGAAGGUUGAAGGUUGAAGGUUGAUCAAGUUUGGCCUUUUGGCUAGUUCUGUAAGUGGUUUUGGUUGUAGAAGGUGAACUAUGAAUUUUUUGCUAAUUCAUUAGUUCCAGAGGUGGAUUUCAGUUGCCAGAACCUCAUAUUUUCCCACUGGAAUUUAGAAUCUUAUACUUGUAUUUUGGGUUUCAUUUGAUACCUUUUAUGUUGAGAUGUUGGGUGGAAGCUUGCAAAUGUCACUGAAUUCCCCAUCUUACAUGUGGAGUUGUGUAACUACGCAGAGAAAUUUUUGUAAGAGAAGGUUGGAUCCGGCUCUAGCUAUGUCCCCAUCCUCAGUGAUCUUACACACUGAUGAAAGUGGGAAAUUUCCUGAAUCUAAGAAAAGUUCUAGUUCAGGUACAGCUUCUUUAAUUAGCUCUGCAGGGACCUUGCUUAGUCAUCCAAAUGCCGUGGGAAUAAUUGGAGGGGUAUCUGUUGAUUCCAGUCUCAAUUUCGUGAGAAAACUAGUGCAUUGGAGUAAAGAGAAUGAAAAGAAUUGCAUGCCUUUUGUUCUUUGCUCUGAUCCAGUGUUGAAUAGGGAGCUUUUAUCGAUGGAGAGGAAUUCUGCUUCUCUCUGCCCUAGAAAUGAACAUUCACAAUUCGAUCAUACCCGGAUUGUUGAAAAUCUAUGGAGUAAAAGGGUCUUCCUUGAGAAGUCAGGAGCUCACUGCAUUGUGGUGCCUUGUCAUAUUUCACACUCAUGGCACGAUGAAGUGUUUAAGGGAUGUUCUGUUCCUUCCCUUCAUAUGGGUGAGUGUGUUGCCAGGGAGCUUAAGGAAGCCAAGUUGAAACCACUGGAAGCUGGGAGCCCUUUGCGAAUUGGGGUACUUGCCACAGAUGCAACUUUAAAAGCAGGGUUUUACCAAGAGAAACUGCAGAAUGAGGGUUUUGAGGUUGUGCUGCCAGAUAAGGCAACCAUGGAACACACUGUAAUCCCUGCAAUUGAUGCCUUAAAUAGAAAAGACAUGGAAGGGGCACAGAAUCUGCUGAGAAUUGCACUCCAGGUUCUCCUGGUGAGGGCGGUUAACGCUGUUAUCCUUGCGUCUGAUGAUAUGCGUGAUCUUUUGCCUCGGGAUGAUCCUCUUCUUAAGAAAUGUAUUGACCCAAUGGAUGCAUUGGCCAGGUCAACUAUCAAGUGGGCACAGCAAGCUGUGGAGGAAGUAUCUGGGCUGGUUGGUUGACUCUUUUAGACAGAGCCUAUGCAUAAGCUGGAAGAGGCAUCUUGACUUGAGCAUGCGAAUUGGUGAUUUCCCUUUAAUUGAUAAAUGAAUUGAACUUCAAUGAGAAUGUGAUGGUAUUAGUUCAUAAUUUUUUGAAUGAAAUUAAUGGAGAUUGUGCAACAUCACAGAUAGAAAGUGUUGGCUGGAUAAGAACACAUUGACUAUGUUUUGGUUAUUUCACUUUGAAACAAGCACGUGGACAAUAAUUUGUUAUUUCUCCUGAUGUGGAAUGCAGAUAUUAUGAUGUAUUUAUGACUGUAAGCAUGUUUUAACAUGUCACAUUUUGGUUUUAUGUUAUUGUAAGGUAUGUGUGUGUUUCACUUUAA